Lolium perenne is the source of this 1162-nucleotide messenger RNA. Its product is annotated as cytochrome b-c1 complex subunit Rieske, mitochondrial. Gene Ontology annotation, molecular function: quinol-cytochrome-c reductase activity; 2 iron, 2 sulfur cluster binding. NCBI's taxonomy places the organism in Eukaryota, Viridiplantae, Streptophyta, Magnoliopsida, Poales, Poaceae. Gene Ontology annotation, cellular component: membrane. The record is from RefSeq and is a predicted model, not a curated record.
CCUCCCUUCCUUCCUCUCUCUCUCUCUCUAGCUAGCCUCUUCCGUCCCUGUGGCGACCGAGCCAACCCUAACCCAAAUCUCCGGAGCAACACCACGAGAUGCUGAGGCUUGCGGGGAGGAGGCUCUCGUCGUCCCUCUCCUGGCGCCCCGCGGCGGCCGCCGGAGCCAGGGGCCCGCUCGCCGGCCCCGGGAGAGACGACGACGACAACUCGCCCCGCCAGCCGCGAUCCGCCAUCGACUCCCCCUUCUUCGCCGCCGUCAGAGGCUUUUCGUCGAGUGAAACGCUCGUUCCACAGAGCCAAGAUGCUGGGCUGGCUGGACUUCCAGCAACUGUGGCUGCACUGAAGAACCCCAACUCAAAAGUGCUUUAUGACCAGUACAACCAUGAAAGAUAUCCUCCUGGAGAUCCCAGCAAGCGCGCCUUUGCCUACUUUGUCCUGAGCGGUGGGAGAUUCGUGUACGCAUCUCUGCUGCGUCUCCUCGUCCUGAAGUUUGUCUUGAGCAUGUCAGCAAGUAAGGAUGUGCUUGCGCUUGCGUCCCUUGAGGUUGAUCUGUCCAGCAUCGAACCCGGCAGCACAGUUACUGUCAAGUGGCGUGGCAAGCCAGUCUUCAUCAGGCGGCGGACAGAUGACGACAUCAAGCUGGCCAACAGCGUGGAUGUUGCAUCCCUGCGCCACCCGCAGCAAGACGCUGAGCGUGUGAAGAACCCAGAGUGGCUGGUGGUUAUUGGUGUCUGCACUCAUCUUGGUUGCAUUCCCCUCCCCAACUCUGGAGACUUUGGCGGCUGGUUCUGCCCGUGCCACGGUUCCCACUACGACAUCUCUGGCAGAAUCCGCAAGGGCCCUGCCCCGUUCAAUCUGGAGGUCCCCACCUACAGUUUCUUGGAAGACAACAAGAUGCUUAUAGGCUGAGAGCCUAAGACUUGGCACCUAUCAAUAUACAUUCUUCACAGGGGUGAAUCCCUGUCGUGCUGUUAUUUUUUUUUAUCAAACAAUGUGGCUAGGACUUUUUGUUUCACGACUAUCGUCGCAGCGCCGAUCCACUGGUAUCUACCUGAGUGCAUUUUGCAGUGCAAAAUAAUUGUUUCUGCUAUGUUGCUACUGAAAUGUAAAAGUUAUUUGGAGCUGAUAUUUCUGGGACACAAUUGGAAGGAUAUUGGAUA